Mya arenaria is the source of this 3015-nucleotide messenger RNA. RefSeq lists its product as uncharacterized. The transcript has 10 exons. The record is from RefSeq and is a predicted model, not a curated record. Lineage: Eukaryota; Metazoa; Mollusca; Bivalvia; Myida; Myidae. Bases 154 to 2187 code for a protein of 677 amino acids.
UGCUAAGGAUAUUACACAUUAUCACUUCGAUCGCUUGCAAAUAUAAGACGACGCGGAAGUAAAUUGUGAAAUUUGUUAAAUGUAAACAAAUAUACUUAACUAACAACAUACGAAAAUAGUCAUGAAUAGAGGAUGUGAUUUAAAUUAUAAAUUAUGGCUACGUUUUUCACAUUUGGAAUUCUGCUUGCGUUUUCCAGGAGUGAAUGCUUUGAGUUAUCGGUCAAUCAAGACCCUAAUCCCGCAUAUGAACACGACCACGUCACACUGAGUGCACGUUACUCAGGAUUUGAGGAGAUCGAACAUCCGACUCGUGUUGUAUGGAGCAUAAUUUCACCUUUGCAUAGUGUCGGACGAAUACUUUUACCUGGGUGUACUGUAUUUGGCCCUAUUGAUAAUAGCGCGUACAACUUUACAUGUUCCGAAGACGAGUUUACAUGGACUAUUCUCAACGUCAGUCGGUCUCAACAGGGUCAGAUUUGGAGUUGUACUUUAGCCACUAACGUCAGCGCUGACCACGCAGAACUAGCCUUAAAACUGCACGUUGAAGUUUCAUCUGUGCAGUUAAUAAAGCCAGUAGAAAUUGAAGUAAGAGAAACGGAGAAAUCUAGAGUACUAUUUGAGUGUGUAUCAGAUGGACUUCCGGCUCCAACCAUUCGUUGGUUCAUGGAUAACAAAACACCAAACAACACUGACGAUGAGGAAGAGCUUAAGCUAAAUAGUUCAAGUAUAAUUAGCGAAAUCGUUCAAAAUGCAGAUAACACUUACCAUGUGAAGAGCCAACUUCAUUUUACUGUAGAUCGAAAAUAUGAUGGAAUGGAAAUCUAUUGUACUGCAAACAACACUGCACGUGUGUUAAUUUCGACAAGACGCCCCGUAAUUCGUGUCCAGUAUUCGCAAUUGUUCAUUGAAAAUCCUGUAAACUGUGGUGAACCUGCAAUUUUGAGAUGUAGAAGUUCUUCUGCAACAACAUCAAUCUGGAACUUUAAACUGAACGGCAAUUCAAUUGUCAGCAGCACCACUAUUGACUUUAAUACAGUGUACAGUGAAUCGACAGAUUUGGAUGGAACUAUUACGCUCGUAGUCCGUAAUACAAGUGUACACGAUCGGGGAAGCUACACCUGCCAAAUAUCUUCAUAUCCUGAGAGUCAACCCGUGGGACUGGAAUUUGAAUGUAAGCCUAAAGCGUUGGAAAUAAAUGUGACAGUUGAUGCAAAACUACACUUCGUGAUUGACAAUGUGUACCCUAUCCCAACGGAAUUGGUCGUUACAGUAUUCAGCCAGUUCAAAGAAGAAUUCACAUGCGGAUAUGUCUCUUGCAAGCAAAACAAUGAAGGAUAUCAUAAUUGCGUUUGGAAUUCAAACAGAUACUUUAGAAGGGGGACGUAUACUUAUGUUGUCAACAUGCAAUUCAUUACAAAGGCGGAUUCUUUAGCUGGAAGCUUCACCAUUGAUACAAAUUCCAGCAAUGAAAGUCUUACUUUGGAAACGUCUCAUAUGGUUCAAGACAGCGAACCAGAUAUAAAUUUAACAUGCACUUAUACCGGAAACCGAACUGUGUAUGUGGUAUCAUGGUAUCGUAACAGGGCUUUAGUAGGAGCUGUGUGUCCUAGCUGUGCAAUUCUGAUUCCCCCUCAUUUCGAUCGGUACCAGUUCAUAUGCCCGUCGACUUUUGAAACAGUUUUGUCUGUUGAACAGUUAAUACUUAAUCAAACUUUGGACAUGUGGAUGUGUCAAGUGGGCUUUGGAUUUGGCGAUGUUCUUGAAAGUAGUCCCGUGGAUAUACUUUUGAAAGGUCUAGUUACUGAAGGUCCCGAGCAACCAGUAAGCAUUUCUGAAAAGGUCAAGCUUAUUGGCGGAGUAAUUGGUGGAUUUGUGACCGGAUUGCUUGUUGGUAUUGCAUCCGUAUUUCUCGUUCACAAGAUGCGUCUAGUCGGAAAAUGCAUGGCUGAGAAAGAGACAACAGAUAUUCCGGCGAAAUUGGCUGCCGCUCAUCAACAAGAAUCACUGCCCUACGAAAAUGAUAAGGAGCAAGAUAUUAAAACUAAUCCAAGUGAAGGUGUCGUAUGUUAUCAAAACACAAUGGGUACAGCAGGAUCUGAUCAGUAUGUGAUCCGUUCUUUGAAUAACAUGUAUCCGCGGAGAGUGUUUUUUUCUUUUCAAACCCUCUACAUUUUUUUGUUCAGAUAAGGGUGUAACAGCCGUUUAUUCGUUUUUAGGACUGCUGGAAAUACUAAACCAUACGAAAGUUUGCAAGAACGUAACCAAGAAGAGUAUGAUGUCAUCCUGCAGUAUUAGAUGAAUGCUGUGUACUCAAACACUUCCAAGGAGACUGAAAUCGCAUAAAUGGACUGCUUGCUUAAUUCAUUUUGAUAUGACAUUAUCAUGGAUUGGAUAAUUAAAAACGAUUAAAAUCACUGAAAUUGAAGUUCAUCAAAAGUCGAAUGCAUAUUUUUGUCUCUAUGUUAUCACUGAGAUUAUUUUUGAUUACAUUCCAUCCUCAUAGAAUCUUGCCCUCUUGCUGGGCUUUUCGAUUUGUGUCAGUUGACGAGGAACAAAUGAUACGGGGGUUCUCUUAGAGUGCAUGUUUUGCUUUGGAGUCCACGUGUCAGAAGCACUUAUUUUAAUAAGAACCUUCUUCUUGCAGCAUAAAUCGUGCCAUAGUUUCAGCGUCUAAAAGCAAACAUAACACUUAUAUAAGUGACAAAUACAUUUUGCUAUGAUGAACGUGGUGGUUAUAAUAUGACAUUUGUCCCAUGUGCUGACAAGAAUAUUAGACUAAGGAACACAAUUAAAAGAUCAUAACAUACCUCGCCAAGUCUGACAACAAAUAGCCCUAAGAUCAAGAUUCCGAGCAAAGAGUUGCAGAUCGCAAACAGGUAGCGGAAGACGAGUUGAGAAUCGUCAAUAGUCAGGAAACCAAAAAUCCACGUCAGACCUGCAGAAGUUGAUUACUUAAUUAACUUUUCAAUGACGCUAUGUUAAGCCAUGAUUUGAAUAGAUGAAUGAAAUAAAUUG